Aspergillus pseudoviridinutans is the source of this 1206-nucleotide messenger RNA. RefSeq lists its product as uncharacterized. Bases 1 to 1206 code for a protein of 401 amino acids. Lineage: Eukaryota; Fungi; Ascomycota; Eurotiomycetes; Eurotiales; Aspergillaceae. The record is from RefSeq and is a predicted model, not a curated record. The transcript has 2 exons.
AUGCAUAUCGGUCUUUCUCUUCUCGCCCUCUCGGCUUCAACACUGGCUGCGCCGGUGCAUACUCCUCAGAAUCAGGAUUCUACCGACCCGGUUCGUGUCAGCAAACUUCUGACGCCCAUCUCCCACCCUGCUAAGGAGGAAAAUCGCGUGGAGGCACGUACCUUCGGCCUCCUGACUGGUCUGCUCUCCCACGGUUUGGGCGGAUCAUCUGCAUGCGAAUCCUGCGAGGGUGAAGCCGGUGGCUCCGCUAGCGCCAACGGUGGAUUGGGUGGCCUCUUGAGCGGUGGACUGGGCGGUCAUCUCGGGGGUGGUCUGGGUGGUCACGGUGGUGGUUACGGCGGCAGCGAAAGCGGCGGCGACGACUGUGAUGAAAAUGGUGAAGGAGUGAGUGUUGGUGGUUCUUCCGGCGGCAUGGCCGGAGGUUCCGCUGGAGGUUCCGCUGGUGGCUCUGCCGGUGGAUCAGCAGGAGGCUCAUCCAGUGGCUCCCAUGGAGGAUCUUCUGGUGGCUACGGUUCCUCCGGUGGUUCCUCCUCUGGCAGUGCUGGAGGAAGUGCAGGCGGUUCGUCCAGCGGUUCAGCUGGUGGUUCCGCUGGUGGCUCUGCUACUGGUUCCCCCGGUGGUUCUCCCUCUGGUGCUCCUCCCUCUGGUGCUCCUCCCUCUGGCGCUCCUCCCUCUGGUGCUCCUCCCUCUGGUGCUCCUGGUGGAUCUGCAGGUGGUUCCGCUUCUGGCACUUCCGGAGGUUCUGCUACCGGCUCCGCGGGUGGCUCUACUAGCGGCUCGGCCGGCAGCGAGACAGGUGCCUCCCCUACUGGCCAUGGCUCUGGUUCUGGUUCUGCUGGCGGUUCCGCCGGUGCCUCCCCUACUGGCCAUGGCUCUGGUUCUGGAUCUGCUGGCGGCUCCGCUGGUGGAAGCGCAGGCGGCUCUGGCUCUAGCUCCGGCUCCGGCUCGACCGGAGCUCCUGGCUCUGGCUCUGGUGGUAUCAGCAUCGGCACGACUGGCAGCGGCGGCGCCUCUGCCUCUGCCUCUGCUUCUGCCUCUGCCUCUGCCUCCGCCAGUGCUAGCGCCUCGGCUGGUGCCUCUGCGCCUGGUGGAUCGGGCUCUGACAACGGCGACGACUACGGUGACAGUGGCUGCGAGAAGUGCGGUGAGGACUCGGGUGAUGACUCGUCCAAGGGCGGUGAUGACUCCGAGGACUGCGAUGAGUAG